AUGGACUCAGUUGAAAAUAAAGGAGAUAAUGGAAAUGGAGAGACUUCAAUGGUUAAAAAAGUAGAAGGUACUGAAGGUGUGGACGAAAAUGGAGUAAAAUAUAUAAUAUAUGAAGAAAGUAGUGUGGAAAUUACCGAAAAUGCUGAAGAGUUAGAUUUAAAUCAUCAAAGACUGGAUAAAAUUGAAAACUUUGAACACAUGCUAAACCUUCGUUCUUUAUGUCUUCGUUGGAACCAUAUAAAGGCAAUUGAAAACAUUCAAAUGCUUGUUUCGCUUAAUGAACUUGAUUUAUAUGAUAAUCAAAUAACUAAAAUUGAAAAUCUGUCCAGUCUUAUAAACUUAAAAGUUCUUGAUUUAUCGUUUAACCGUAUAAAAGAAAUUGAAGGUCUUGAACAUUUGAUCAAUUUAGAAAAAUUGUAUUUAUCCAGUAAUCGAAUAACUAAAAUUACAAAUGUUAAUCAUUUGUUAAAUCUACAAAUGUUAGAAUUGGGAGAUAACAAAAUUAAGACAAUUGAAAAUAUUGAAUGUCUCACUGGUCUUACAGAGCUAUACUUUGGAAAAAAUAAAGUUGAUAAAAUACAAAAUUUAGACACAUUGAUUAACUUAAAAAUAUUAAGCUUACAAAAUAAUAGUUUGACCAAAAUUGAAAAUCUUAACAAGUUGAUAUCACUGGAUGAAUUGUAUCUAUCUGAAAAUGGUAUUACAGUAAUUGAGAAUCUUGAAGAUAAUAUUAAUCUUGGAACUCUAGAUUUGUCUAUGAAUAAAAUUUCCAAAAUUGAAAAUAUAACUCAUUUACAAAAAUUAAAAGAACUUUGGAUCAAUGACAACCAAAUAAAUGAUUGGAAUAGUGUUCAAAUUUUGGAAAAUUUGAAGAAACUUGAAACAAUAUACUUGGAACAUAAUCCAUUAAUCAAAGACAGUGCUUAUAGAAGGAAAAUUAAAUUAAUUAUGCCGUGGAUUGCUCAAAUUGAUGCUUCAUUGGCUCGAUAA
Macrosiphum euphorbiae (potato aphid) is the source of this 990-nucleotide messenger RNA. The record is from the annotation of a GenBank genome assembly. NCBI's taxonomy places the organism in Eukaryota, Metazoa, Arthropoda, Insecta, Hemiptera, Aphididae.